AUGUCUAAAAUCAUCAGACAAUUCGACCAUGAAAACUCUGAUGGAGACUCGCAGCGUGCUGUAUUGUUGGGCAUACAGAAAGGAUUGAAACUAUGCUAUGAAGAUCAUCAGUUUCCAAGGGUAACCGUCGAAAUUAACUGUUUAGGGGCAAUAAAUAUGAUUCGAGGGAAGAAGAAAGUUCAGUUUAAGUAUAGAAAGAUUGUCGAAACUAUCUUGUUGACGAUGAAGCAGAGGUGGGAGGUCAAAGUGGAAUACGUAUACAAGGAGGCGAACAGACUGGCUAGCCGUUUAGCCACGGAAGCAUUUGAUUGUGCUAAAGUAGGUUGCAAUGAGGUGAAACAACUCUCCCCAGAAGCUCGAAGGCUUUUGAAAGAGGAUAUGAAGAAGAUGCCACAAAGGAAGGAAGAGGUCCAAAUUGGAGAACGGUGUGAGUCGUGCUGCUUUUGGGCGCUCUGUUUCCAACUUUUACCACAGAUGAGGACUAAUGUUACUAAAUUAACGGCAGCAUCUGUAAAGCUUCCAAAUUAA
This is a messenger RNA of Oldenlandia corymbosa var. corymbosa, 528 nucleotides long. NCBI's taxonomy places the organism in Eukaryota, Viridiplantae, Streptophyta, Magnoliopsida, Gentianales, Rubiaceae. The record is from the annotation of a GenBank genome assembly.